UGAAACUAUAAAUUUAACAAAAAGUUUCUGAGAAAAGCGAAACAUGAAGAAAAUUAAUUGAAAUUUUGAAGUUGCGAUUUUCGCCAAUUUUUUUUCAGAAGCGGAAUCUUCGUGGCCGAAAACGUGGGUUUCCAUAAAGGAAAAAUAUUUUUCAAAGACGGAGCGGGUGGCUUAUAUCUCCAUCAUCUGAAACCACAUACACACAUACGGGAAUUACGAUUAACAAAAAUUUGCUUCCUGCGCAUGUUGUUUUAUUAUCAUGAUUAUUUGCAGCGCCAAAUAGGUACUAUUCAAGAUACAUUACUUGUAAUGUCUCUCUUGUACUCAUACCAUUGAACAACAGAUUUUGAAAGACCGACUUUUUAAUGGACUCUUUACCAAAAGCAGAUUAUUAUAUAAUAUUUAUGAUUAAAGAAUUAUUUAUCAUCUUUUGAAGACAAGAAGAAAAUGUUCUACUAAAGUUAUAUAUUCGUUUACAUAAAUUUGUGGAUAAUUUAUUUUAAUGAGAGGAGAAAAAUUAUGGAAAUUAAAUUAUAUGAGAAGAAAGCUGGAUUUAAAACACAAUCUAAAGCCAUUGAUUUUCCAGAUGAUAUAAAGAAAAAGGGCAAAGAAACACCUUAUCACUGUGAUAUAUGCGAUAAAUCAUUCUCUGUCAAAUGCCGCCUCAAUAAACACAAACUUACUCAUACAGCGGAGAAACCACAUCGUUGUGAUAUCUGUGGUAAAUCGUUUUCUAAAAGGUGUAAUUUAAUUAUUCACAUACGCAUGCAUACAGGAGAAAAACCGUAUCACUGUAAUAUAUGUGACGAAUCAUUCUCUGCGGAACGCCGCUUCAAUACACACAAAUGUUUCCACCCCGGAUGGCGACCGCAUCAGUGUGAUAUCUGUGGUAAAUCAUUUUCUCUUAAUUGUAAUUUAAUUAUUCACAUACGCAUUCAUACUGGAGAGAAACCAUACCCCUGUGAUGUCUGUGGCAAAUCUUUCUCCGUAGGAAGCAGCUUAAAUAAGCACAAACGUAUUCAUACAGGAGAAAAACCAUUCCGCUGUGAUGUCUGCAGUAAAUCAUUCUCUGGCAGUAGUGACUUAACUCAACAUAAACGCUUUCAUACAGGUGACAAACCAUAUCAAUGUGAUAUUUGUAGUAAAUCAUUCUCGCAAAGUGCACACUUAACUGUACACAGACGUAUUCACACAGGAGAAAAACCUUACCAGUGUGAUAUCUGUGGUAAAUCAUUCUCUGAAAGUAGUCCCUUAACUCAACAUAAACGUGUUCAUACGGGAGAAAAACCAUAUCACUGUGAUAACUGUGACAAAUCCUUCUCUGAAUUACGUAGCUUAACUAGACAUAGACAUAUUCACACAGGGGAAUAACCAUAUUUGUGUGAUA
Octopus bimaculoides (California two-spot octopus) is the source of this 1387-nucleotide messenger RNA. RefSeq lists its product as uncharacterized. Lineage: Eukaryota; Metazoa; Mollusca; Cephalopoda; Octopoda; Octopodidae. The record is from RefSeq and is a predicted model, not a curated record.